UAAUAUUAUCUACGUUAAAGCUAGAUUAAUUAAAAAAAAUGAGUAUAAUAUGACGCAAUGUGGACUUAAGAUAUAUUCUUGGUUAUCAAAAUUGUAUUAAACGAUAAUUAAAGCCUCUUUUUAUCAAGUAACGAAACUUUAAUUUCUUUUUUCUUUAGAGUUAGUAUACGUGACACAUGCAUCUCUCAUAAUGUAUACGAUCUGGUUUUCUCGUUUCUUAUUGUCACCGAAUUUCGAAUCGAACAUUUUGUUAUCCGUUAUAUACAUGAUUGAUGUGUUAUAUAAGAUUGCUUCGAAUAAAACUAAUUAAAGCGUAAUUUUCAUACCGAUUUAACAGUCAAAUUGCUCACCAAGAGUUCCUUAACGAAUAUUUAUCGCGUCAUAUAUGCAUUCCUAAGUUUGAUCUGAAUGGAACCUUUGAUCUUCUUGAAAAGCCACAUUUAACCGAGAUAAUGCGGAUAAAUAGCGUUCAUAAAGUUCACCGCUUUUAUAAUUACCGCUUCUUGGAAUAAUGCAUUUAUCGCGCCACUGAUAACAUAAAUUACGUGUCUCACGCGUAAUUAUACAAGAUUAUUUACAAUCAAUUAUUAUUUUUAUGUCGACUAUACUACCGUUUCAAAGUAUCAGAAUGUUUAAUGAUUUUUUACAAGAUGUAUUUCAAUGAUAGAAUUGUGGCUAAAUUGAGCAAUGAUUUUAUUCUUUAUAAUCAUUAUUAUCAUUCGAAAGAAAUGAAAUUCCAAAAAUCAUUCUUUGAACUUGAAUCCAUAAUAAAUUAUUUAAAACAAAAUCGAUGAUAAUUUAUUUCGAAAUAAUCAUUAACGAUGAUCAUGUCGUAGGAUAUAUAUUUUUGAAUUAUUUUGCCAUCUUUCUUGAUAUUCGUAUCAACAUACUGAUGAUUCGAUCAUUUUUCUAUCAUAAUUCGUAGUGCAAGGAAAGUCAGCAAAAUUCUAUAGCUCAAAAAGCGGAUCAAGAAUAGAGAUCAAGAGUAGUAAAAUUACAGUGAAGACUUAAUGAAGUAUUCAACAUAAUUUUAUUAUUAUUAUUGAUUUCUGUCUUGUUUUGAGCUAUAGAAUCUUCCUAACUUCAAUUAUAACACGAGUUUCAUUUGUACACCCACGAUGUAUUCUUGUUCAUUGAACUGUUGCAUUAUUUUUCUUACGGAAAACCGGUUGUUUGGAAUAACUCGUUACCCUUCCAGUAAAUGAAUUUUCAUAGGAAUAAUGAAAUACAAUGGAUCCUCUGUUCUCUGUAAUUUAACACUAAUCAUGUAAUCGUCACUAUACCUAAUACAAUUUUACAACCUCUUAAAUUCUACAACUGUAUCGAUUUGUAUUUAUGAAAGAAUUAAUUCUGUUAUAAGCGAUAAAACACUUUUAAUAACAGUGUUGUUUCACAAAUAACACACAAAUCGCGUCAUGACUAGAAAGGAAGCCGAUGUCUCGCGAUAAACUUACGAAACGAAGGUACGCAUAUCGAUCACGAGGUGCUGAUGAUUAUUUGAAAAUAGGAAAAAAUGUGGCUGAAGGAUGUGCAUGACGACGCCUUACUGGCUGCGAAUUUCGUAAACUCGCGACGCAGCGUCCAAAACGAAAUUUUUGUGAAUCGUAGCCUUCAUUUAGAAAAUAUCAAGUUCUAUGGAUUCGACAUGGAUUACACGUUAGCAGAAUACAAGUCGCCACAGUACGAACAACUGGGUUUUACACUGUUGAAAGAUCGUCUAGUGUCCUUGGGAUAUCCACAGGAAAUUAAAGCAUUCGAAUAUGAUCCCAGUUUCCCGGUGCGGGGACUUUGGUUCGAUACUCUUUAUGGGAACCUCCUUAAAGUGGAUGCCUAUGGAAACAUCCUAGUUUGCGUUCAUGGUUUUGAAUUUUUGAAACAUUCACAAGUAUACGAACUUUAUCCGAAUAAAUUUUUACAAUUAGACGAGUCCAGGGUAUACGUGCUCAAUACAUUGUUCAAUCUUCCUGAGACAUAUUUAUUAGCCUGUUUGAUAGACUUUUUCACGAAUUCACCGCAAUACACGCGAGAAAAGACAGGGGUAAAAGAGGGAGAGCUUACAAUGAGCUUUAAAAGCAUAUUCCAAGAUGUACGAAACGCUGUAGAUUGGAUACACCUUCACGGUAAUUUAAAAACGAAAACUAUCGAGAAUUUGGACGAAUACGUAAAGAAAGACAAGAGAUUGCCGAUGUUUCUUAAUAGAAUCAGAGAAAGUGGAGCAAAAAUAUUUCUUUUAACGAAUAGCGACUACGUCUUUACUGAUAAAAUUAUGACUUAUCUUUUCGAUUUUCCACAUGGUGCAAAGCCUGACGAACCGCAUAGAAAUUGGAAAACGUAUUUUGAUACUAUCGUAGUAGAUGCUAGGAAACCAUUAUUUUUUGGUGAAGGUACUAUUUUGCGGCAAGUAGAUACCAAAACUGGAGCUUUGAAACUUGGAACACACAAAGGCCCACUUCAUACAGGAGAAGUUUACUCAGGAGGUUCCUGUGACGUAUUCACCGAAUUAAUAGGUGCAAAGGGUAAAGACGUAUUAUAUGUUGGUGAUCAUAUCUUCGGUGAUAUAUUGAAGAGUAAAAAGAUCAGAGGAUGGCGAACAUUUUUAAUAGUGCCUGAACUGGUGCAAGAGCUUCAUGUUUGGACGGAUAAAUGUCAAUUAUUUGCCGAGUUACAGAAUUUAGACGUUAUGCUAGGAGAAAUGUACAAAAAUUUAGAUAGCAGCACAAAAGAAAAACCUGAUAUUUCCAAGUUGCGAGCAUCUAUAAGAGACGUCACGCACAAAAUGGAUUUAUCUUAUGGAAUGAUGGGUUCAUUAUUCCGCAGCGGAAGUAGGCAAACCUUUUUCAGUAGUCAAGUAGUAAGGUAUGCUGAUCUUUAUGCAGCAACCUUUUUAAACCUCAUUUAUUAUCCAUUUUCAUACAUGUUUCGAGCUCCUGCUAUGUUGAUGCCUCACGAGAGUACAGUUGCUCAUGAACAGAGAUUUGUUAUGGAAACGCCAAUGAUUAGUCGAUCUCGGACAUUCAAACUUACUGAUGAAGAAGAAGAAGAGAAUAAACCUACUAAAACUUUGUACGUGGAUUGUCCGAAUAAUCAAAUACCACACCCAAGGCCAGAAACUCCACGUAAUGUGACGCAUACCCAUGAUGAAGAUUGUAGUGAUGAAGACAGUGAUUCUCAGAAACAAGCAAACCAUAUAAGAUCGUGUACAAGGAAUUCUAAUUGUAAAUGAAUUACUUUCACUGACAUUUCAUUUGGUUACAUUUUGUUCUUGCAUUCUUUUUUGACCAUUUACUAAUAUCACGAAAGGAUUCAGUAAAAUCUUGCUAUAUAAAUAUCUAUGUUUAAAAAUCUUGAUCAAAUCUAUUAAAAUUAAUCAAUAAUAUAUCUCAUUCCUUUGUUUGCAUGAGAAAAAUUAUUGUAAUUGCAUUAAGUUUCCAUCACAUUCAUAAAAUAUAUAUUCCCGAAUGAUUAUAAUAUAUAAUAUUAAUACAUAUAAAGGGUAAGGGUAAAAAACAAGGAAUGUUAAUUUUUCUUGAUUUUCCAUUUUAUAACACAUUGUUCUGAUUUGAUAGUUUUUUAGCCCCAGUUCUCAUAAAAUUAUAAUGUUCAAAAUGUCUCCAUAAGAUAGCAUUAAAAAUUUGAUGUUCUGGUUAAAAACAGGGAAUAUUUACUCUGUACUGGAAUAAAACAUGCAUAAAAAUGAUGAAUAUUUUAUUAAUUAUUCUUUUUUAUAAUUUUUAAGUAAGAUAGGAACUUAAUUUUAUGAACAAUCCAGUUGAAUUCAUUCAACAUUGUUCCUUCUCUAGUGGACUAAAAUAUUAAAACUUAAUUUUUUCAAUAAAGUUAUUUUGUGACAUUCCUCGUUUCUUCCCCUUAUCAUUAUGGAAACUAAAUUUUUUUUAUUAUCAUACAAAAUACGAGUCAAGAAGUUUUAUUAUCAUACAAAAUAUAAAUUAUUAUAGAUAUCAGUGUAAAUUAGUUUACACAUAUAUAUUUUCGUUGAUUUAAUUCAAUAUUUAUUUAAAUAUAUGUAAAAUAGUACAAGGUAUAACAAAAAGAUUUAGGUACUCAUAUACAAGUUCAUAAGUUAGUACAGUUGAACCUCGUUUGUUCGAACAUGUCUGAGGACAUAACAGUUCGGAUAACCAAACAGUCCCAAUAAUAGACGUUCACGCGUAUAUUCGUUAUAAGAAUAAAUGUUUAUAUGUAUUAUGAAAUUUCGCUCAACCGUAGUUCGGAUAAUUGGGGUUCAGCAUUAACUUCUUUGGAUAAACGAAGUUCUACUGUAUAUUGUAUAUUGGACUAGAACCUAUUCAAAUAUAAUAUAGUUAUUCAUCUAUUUAUAUCAAUAACGUAUUUUUUAUAAAGGACAAUAGAAUUGAUGUUUUAUUGAUUAUUAACAACACAAUAACGUUUUUUGAUUGUAUGUUAUUUUCAACAUGAAUGAUUCUCGCACAAGAAAUUGGCGUUUAUAGAGAUGUUAAAUAGAUACAAUAUUGAAGGAAUAUAUCCUAAUAUUGAAUUUUUCUAGUAAUGUGUGUACUAUAUGUUUUAUAAGUUCAAUCUUAUACGAUAUUAAUUAUAAACUCGUAUGUAUUGUACAUAAGUGUUGUAAUUAUUGAAAAUAGUGUAAGUUUGAGUAGUAGGCUAGCCUUUUUACAUGAAAUUUUAAUUAUACAAAAAGAAUGAUAUAGUAAAAUUUAAAGUAAAAAAAUUAACUUGAACUGUUAUUCAUUUUUUGCUGUAUAAAUUGAAUGCAUAUAAAAUGUGUUUUCAUUUUUUUGUAUCUAUAUAGAUGUAUAACUUUAUUGCCAUCAAACAAAAUUUAGAAGUACAAAAUUACUAAACUGUUUUACAAAAGAUAAACCCCCAUAUUCAUUAUAUACAUAUAUACGAACUAAAGAACAAUAUAAUUUGUACAACUCAUAAAUAUUAUAAACUAGAAACUUCAGUUUAUGCUUUCAUUUGCAAAUUUCAAUCGAUGUAAUUUAUGAAAUGAUUUGUAUUAUGUAUAAAAAUGGAAAUUUUACUCUUUUCUCAAUGAAAUAGGAUAUAUUAACAGUAAUGAAAGAAAUAAAAAUUGUGCAUUAAAAUUAUUUAAAUCUUAUGGCUAACUUAAAAAUUUACUUUAUUGUCAAUAAUGUAUGUGGUUGUUGAAAAUAUUUGACUGCAAUAAAAAUAAAUAGUUGUAUUUAUUAUACAAUAUACACAUAUAUGUAUAUAUAUACACAUUAUUACCUGUGGUGCUAGAUUUUUUUCACAACAAGGUUUUGUUGUAAAUGUAAGUAAAAAAUAACAACAGUUAUCUAAGUGUGUAAAAGUUAAAAAAUAUGUACUAAGUCUUGUUAUCAUGCAAUAUAAGGAUAGAACAUGAGUUACGCAUCAAUCAAAAUAAAGAUACAAUAACUGCAAA
Bombus pyrosoma is the source of this 5407-nucleotide messenger RNA. RefSeq names its product cytosolic purine 5'-nucleotidase (gene Nt5b). The transcript is spliced from 10 exons. NCBI's taxonomy places the organism in Eukaryota, Metazoa, Arthropoda, Insecta, Hymenoptera, Apidae. The record is from RefSeq and is a predicted model, not a curated record. Gene Ontology annotation, molecular function: 5'-nucleotidase activity. The coding region runs from base 1514 to 3223 and encodes 569 amino acids.